Molecule: messenger RNA, 3100 nt
Organism: Arabidopsis thaliana (thale cress)
Lineage: Eukaryota; Viridiplantae; Streptophyta; Magnoliopsida; Brassicales; Brassicaceae
Product: Protein kinase superfamily protein
Exons: 7
Coding region: 722-2866 (714 amino acids)
Molecular function (GO): ATP binding; protein kinase activity
Source: RefSeq, marked reviewed
AACCUAAUUUUGAACACUGAACUCAAAAGAGAAGAAGAAAAGAGUCAAGUCUUGGGUGUCCAUUAAUGGGAGAUCUCUGUUAUGUUCAACACUUGCUCGAGAGACAGAUAGAAACCAGGCUGCUUCGUCAUUGUUUCUCCUCUGAAGCAUUUUCGUUAUUUCUGUUUGCUGUAUUAAAAUUUCCUAAAAUAGAAAGACUAUGAAACCUCAUUUCCCUAAAAUCUCUCAUAUUCUUGAUAGGCUCUUCGUAAUUUCAGGAAUCACUCACAAUUCCAAAUCUCUCUCUCUCUCUCUCUCUCUCUCUCCAUUAAUCUCAGCAUAUCUCUUUCUCUCUAACCCACAAGUCUUCCUUUGAUUCUUUGAUUUCAAUUCGUUUUCUUCAUACAAAAACAUUGAGACACAUAUUUAAUCCAUAUUUCGAGAUCAGUCUUGCUGACCUCAAAUUUUCCAGUUUCGUUACAUCUACAGAAAAAGCUCCUCUCUUUUUUUUUUGUCUCCCAUUUGAUUUUAAGAUUAGCGUCUAAUCCAACAAGUUCCAACAAGGUCUAAAGAUCAAAAGCUCAAAUCUUUGUUCUUUGUUGGUGGUGUGGGUGGGAAGAUUUCAUUUUCAGUGGAGAAGAAGAAAAAAGGAAAGAUUAGGAAGCUAAUCAAAACAUACAGUUUCCUGAUUCCGGUCAGGAAACUGUGGAGCAUUGACGGAAUCACGAAGCCGUGGAGAAUUAUGGGCUGCAAUUGCACCAAAGGAACACGGCCUGAUAAUGAUAACGUCGAUAACAGCAACAGCAUUGUCAGCAAUGUCAAUGUCAAGGAGAGAAGAAGCAAGCCUAAGAAAACCCCCAAGAAGAAGAAAAAAUCAAAAUCUGCUUCUUCGAGCAAAGACAACAAUGUAGGAUUCGAGGAACGAAGCAACGACAAUAAAGAAGCCUCCUUGACGUUGUUGAUACCCAUUGAUGCCAAGAAGGAUGAUGAGUCCGAGAAGAAGGUGAAUCUCGAGAGAAAGUCUUCUAGAUUGGUGUUUCAGAGACGGCCCACCGGUAUUGAGGUUGGUGCCAACAACAUAGGGACAUUGCAGCAACCUAAGAUGACUAGAAUAUGCAGUGUUAGUAAUGGAGAAAGAGGAGCUCAGGUUAUGGCUGGUUGGCCUUCAUGGUUAGCUUCUGUUGCUGGCGAAGCUAUCAAUGGAUGGAUUCCACGAAAGGCUGAUUCUUUCGAGAAGUUGGAAAAGAUUGGACAAGGGACGUAUAGCAGUGUGUACAAAGCCCGGGACCUAGAGACGAACCAAUUAGUUGCACUGAAGAAAGUGCGGUUUGCUAAUAUGGAUCCCGACAGUGUUCGGUUCAUGGCUAGAGAAAUAAUCAUCCUUCGAAGGCUUGACCAUCCUAAUGUUAUGAAGCUUGAGGGUUUGAUCACUUCAAGAGUAUCAGGAAGUAUGUAUCUUAUAUUUGAAUACAUGGAACACGAUCUUGCUGGCCUAGCUUCAACCCCUGGGAUUAACUUCUCUGAGGCACAGAUUAAGUGCUAUAUGAAACAGCUGCUUCAUGGUCUUGAACAUUGUCAUAGCCGAGGUGUAUUGCAUCGUGACAUCAAGGGCUCUAAUCUGCUGCUUGACCAUAACAACAAUCUCAAAAUUGGAGAUUUCGGUCUUGCCAAUUUUUACCAAGGUCACCAGAAGCAGCCUCUCACUAGCCGCGUUGUAACUUUGUGGUAUCGUCCACCUGAACUAUUACUUGGUUCAACAGACUAUGGUGUUACAGUAGAUCUGUGGAGCACAGGAUGCAUACUAGCUGAACUCUUUACUGGGAAACCUAUCAUGCCCGGUAGAACCGAGGUAGAACAACUACACAAGAUCUUCAAACUCUGUGGAUCACCUUCUGAAGAGUAUUGGAAAAUAUCAAAAUUGCCACAUGCCACCAUCUUUAAACCUCAACAACCUUACAAGCGGUGUGUAGCUGAAACAUUUAAGAGUCUUCCAUCUUCAGCUUUGGCCCUAGUUGAGGUUCUUUUAGCUGUAGAACCAGAUGCUCGUGGAACCACAGCUUCUGCCCUUGAAAGCGAGUUCUUUACUACAUCGCCUUUGGCAAGUGACCCAUCAAGUUUACCAAAGUACCAACCGAGAAAGGAAAUUGAUGUGAAGGCUCAAGAGGAGGAGGCAAAACGAAAGAAAGACACUAGCAGUAAACAGAAUGAUUCAAAACAAGUAUCUAGAGAAUCUAAAGCUGUGCCGGCUCCAGACUCCAAUGCCGAGUCUCUGACAUCAAUACAAAAACGUCAAGGGCAGCAUAACCAGGUAAGCAAUAGUGACAAGUUCAAUCCUGGUGAAGAUGCAGCUAGCUUCCGGAUAGAACCACUGAAGAGUGGAACUGCAAAAGACGGUCACACUCGUUAUGGUGUGUCCUCGGUGAAUAGAAAUGGAGAGAAUGUUAUGAUGGGCUCGAGUCGGUCUCCUAGAAAAGAACUGAGGACACAACGGUCUUUUGUCCAACGCGGAACAGCCCAAUUGUCAAGAUUCUCAAACUCGGUAGCUGCUAGAGAUGGAUCACAUUUCGCUAUAGCAAAUCCACGGUGGUUUGAAGAUAGUUAUAACAAUAAUAACGGAAGGCAAAACGGAGGUGCUUGGUCCCAACGUUUGGUGGUUAAACACAAAGAGUUUACAAAACACAAAGAAUCUAUAACGGUUAACGGUGAAAAGAAAGAGAGAAUGCACUGCUCAGGGCCUUUGGUUUCUGCAGGAGGAAACUUAGAUGAAAUGUUGAAAGAACAUGAAAGGCAGAUUCAGUUAGCGGUUCGCAAAGCUCGGGUGGAUAAGAAGACGAAUAGAGGCGAUAACAGACAGACUCAAGCGUUUCUUGCUGCAAAUGGCAGGUGAGAUAUAUCAGGAAAGGAUAAGAAAGGAAGAAACUUUUGGGAUAUCAGACAAAAAGAGAAAGAAAGUGUUGCGGUUUUGCAAUGUAGAGUCGACUGAUCUCUGGUGGGGUCUUGUAUGAUAUUUGUGUAUUUUGUUUAUUCUUCAUUCUUGUAUGAUAUUAAGAUUUAUUAGUCCUAGUAGAAUCAAUCAUUAUUGUUAUUUUGGUAUUUCAAUUGCACUAAACGGUCUAACAGA